AGUACCAGGCUGGCAUGAUCGUAUAUAAGCUGGUGCAGCUUGGCGCUGGGUAUCCUGGCAUAGCAGCACCAUGAAAUCAGGCCUCCUCCUCCUGGGGCUCCUCACCCUCUGGGCUGAUCCGCCGUCUGCCUCUGGGCAGCUCCAUCAAGUGAAAAAGGGCGAGUGCCCCGCUCCCAUUCACUGGGCUGUGAACUGCCUUAUGUUCUGCUCCAGUGACGCUGACUGUCCCGGAUCCGAGCGCUGCUGCAGCACCGGCUGCGGGAUGGAGUGCAGACUCCCCGUAGGAGUAAACCCAGGGUACUGCCCGCAGUUUGACCCCAGCAUUGUGACCAUCUGCCUUGUGGAAUGCAAUAACGACAGGGAGUGUGGACUGGGCCGGAAGUGUUGCAGCCGGGGAUGCCAUGUGCAGUGCACGUGGGCUGUGCCAGCCAAACCUGGCACCUGCCCCAAGAGGACAGUGCUGCAGACGUUCGCGCUGUGUGAGAAGAAUAAGUGCAGAGACGACAGGGACUGUCCCAACAGGGAGAAAUGCUGCUUUACUGGCUGUAGCCUUGGCUGCCUGGCCCCUGGAACAGGUGACGUUUGCCGACUCCCGCCUGAGAGGGGCCCUUGCGCACAACUGCUCGUUCGCUUCUUCUACAACCCGGCCUACGGGACGUGCCAGAGAUUCUAUUAUGGCGGCUGCCGGGGCAACGGGAACAACUUCAAAACUCUCCGGGCGUGCCAGCAGGCCUGCAGGACACUCGGGCCGACCAGAGAGAGAGACCGGGAAGAGCCGAGAGUGUGACCGCAGGGCCUGUGUGGGGACAGGACAGGAUCCUCCAAUACGGCCCCCACCUGACACCCACUCCCAAUCGCCCAUGGGCCUCAUCUCACCCAGCACAUGGGUUGUGUAAUAAAGAGCUC
Caretta caretta (loggerhead turtle) is the source of this 906-nucleotide messenger RNA. NCBI's taxonomy places the organism in Eukaryota, Metazoa, Chordata, Testudines, Cheloniidae. The record is from RefSeq and is a predicted model, not a curated record.